Molecule: messenger RNA, 833 nt
Organism: Anopheles maculipalpis
Lineage: Eukaryota; Metazoa; Arthropoda; Insecta; Diptera; Culicidae
Gene: lsn
Product: vacuolar-sorting protein SNF8
Exons: 3
Coding region: 13-765 (250 amino acids)
Biological process (GO): protein transport to vacuole involved in ubiquitin-dependent protein catabolic process via the multivesicular body sorting pathway
Cellular component (GO): ESCRT II complex
Source: RefSeq, a predicted model, not a curated record
CUAGGGGCAAAGAUGCGACGACGUGCCGGUGUUGGUGCGAUCCAGAAGCAGCGUCUCGAGGCCGAAAAGUACAAGGACAAGGGUACGGAGCUGCAGGACUCACAGUUCGAACAGAUGGUGAAGCAGAUGGAAGCGUUAAAGGAAAAUUUGGAAGAGUUUGCGUCCAAGCAUCGGAACGAGAUCAAGAAGAAUCCCCAAUUCCGGCGCCAGUUCCAGGAAAUGUGUGCCGCCAUCGGUGUGGAUCCGCUCGCAUCGGCCAAAGGGUUCUGGAGCGUGCUCGGUAUGGGUGAUUUCUUCUACGAGCUCAGCGUGCAGGUGGUGGAAGUUUGUCUGGCGCACAAUCACAUCACAGGUGGCCUAAUGGAUUUGGACGAGUUGCGAAACCGACUGGUGGCGGCUAGGGGCAAGAGCCAAAUCCAUCAAGAAAUCACCACCGAGGAUAUACUGAUGGCAACAAAAAAGUUGAAAAUAUUUGGCAACGGUUUCACCGUGUACUCGGUCGGCAAGAAUCGCUACAUGGUGCAGUCGAUCCCAGGCGAGCUGAGCCUGCAGGAAACGACGGUACUAAGCGUAGCCACCAAUCAAGGACAAGGUUUCGUCACCGUUGCAUCGCUAAUGAACGAUGUAGGAUGGACGCAAGCGAGAGCUGAACAGGCGGUGGAGAAAAUGCUCGGCGAAGGUAUGGCCUGGCUAGAUACUCAAGGCGAUGAAAAGUCCUACUGGUUUCCAAGUCUGUUCCCGGGCCGUUUAACGACGAAAAUUUGAUUUCAAUGCCAAAAAGUAACUAGUCAAAGGACGAAAUAUUUAUACGAUAUUUCAUACUCAACUAUGAA